Messenger RNA from Microdochium trichocladiopsis, 1682 nucleotides. RefSeq names its product cyclohexanone 1,2-monooxygenase. Bases 1 to 1599 code for a protein of 532 amino acids. The transcript has 3 exons. The record is from RefSeq and is a predicted model, not a curated record. Lineage: Eukaryota; Fungi; Ascomycota; Sordariomycetes; Xylariales; Microdochiaceae. Gene Ontology annotation, molecular function: NADP binding; N,N-dimethylaniline monooxygenase activity; flavin adenine dinucleotide binding.
AUGUCGGCAGACACAGACGUCCUCAUCAUUGGCGGCGGCAUGUCGGGCAUAGGCCUGGCCGCCCAGCUGUGCCGCCACUACGCCUCGAGCGCCACGCGCUUCGAGAUCUAUGAGAAGACGGCCGACAUUGGUGGCACGUGGGCCAUCAACACGUACCCGGGCUGCGGCGUCGACGUGCCGAGCCAAUUCUACUCGUACUCGUUUGCCCUCAAUCCGAACUGGAGCCGAAAAUUCACCAUGCAGGACGAGAUCCUCGACUACUUCCACCGCGUGGCGGCGCAGUACGGCCUGCCGCGGCACACGAGGCUGCAGUGCAUGGUCGAGCGGGCGGUCUGGGACCAGCGGAGGAUGAUCUGGAUCGUCACGAUCCGGGAUCUCGCGGCCAAGAGGACGUUUCAGCGCACCUGCAGGGCGCUGGUCUCGGCGGUCGGCGCGCUGAGCGUGCCGAAGAAGUGCGAUAUCCCUGGGUAUGACGACUUUCAGGGCAGGCUCUUUCACUCGGCGCGGUGGGACCACGAGUUUGACCACGCUGGGAAGGAUAUCUUGGUUCUCGGCAACGGCUGCAGCGCCACGCAGUUUGUCCCCGUCGUCGCCCAGACUGCCAACCGCGUCGUCCAAGUCGCCCGCCAGCCACACUGGCUCCUGGAGCGCCCAAAUCCGACGUACUCGCGGGCUUUCCAGCUCUUCAUGCGUGUCCCGGGAGUGAUGCGACUCCUGCGGGCUAAGAUAUAUGCCGAGCUCGAGGCCGAGUGGACCAUGUUUGAGACGGACACGGGCAUCGAGGCGCGGAAGAAGCUAGGCGAGGCGUCGAAGAAGUACAUCCGUGAGAACGCGCCGCCCGAGUAUGUCGACGCGCUGAUUCCGAAAUUUGAAGUUGGGUGCAAGCGGCGGGUGUUUGACACGGGGUAUCUCGAGUGUCUGCAUCGCAAGAAUGUCGAGCUUGUGUCGGAUGAUGGGGUUGAGCGAAUCACCAAGACGGGCGUGGUCUUUCGGUCUGGGAGGACACUGGAUGUCGAUGCCAUUGUGCUUGCCACGGGCUUCGAGACGACAACGCUCUUGUCACCACUUGACAUCGUUGGCAAGGGCGGAGUCACCAUAACCCAGCACUGGGACAAACACAACCAGGGUUUUCCGCAGGCCUACUACGGCACCUGCAUCGCCGGCUUCCCCAACUUCUUCGUCAUGAUGGGACCCAACACAGUCAACGGCCAUCUCUCCGUCAUCUACUCGAGCGAGUGCCAGAUCAACUUCACUCUGCGCAUGCUCGACCCCAUCUUGCGCUCUCCCGAGCACAAAGUGGCGGCCGUCGAGAUCAGGCAGGAGGCCGAGACAGCGGAGAACGCGUGGAUCCAGGACCGGGCGAGACAGCUCGUCUGGUCCACGGGGUGUACUAACUGGUAUGUCGAGCCCAAAACGGCCAAGAACCUGAUGGUAUACCCGCACUGGCAGUGGCACUACUGGCUGCGCAGCAUCUUUAUCCCCAGGAAGGAUGUAGUCUAUAUGUCGAGGGACGGCAAGGAGAUUCUGGGCGCCGUGACAGUGUGGUGGAUGAUUAUGUCUGCAGUCAUGUACUUUGUCAGGCCGCUUCUUGCUGUGUAGACCUUCAGACUAAGUAGACAGCAUCGUUGAGAGCUUAUUUGCACAUUAUCCUCCCACUCAAGAGUAGCCUCAUGACAUGCCGG